This is a messenger RNA of Angiostrongylus costaricensis, 771 nucleotides long. Lineage: Eukaryota; Metazoa; Nematoda; Chromadorea; Rhabditida; Metastrongylidae. The record is from the annotation of a GenBank genome assembly.
AUGGAGUUCAUAAGAUACCAUAUCGUUUUUUGUGCAUUUUUUCAUAUUUUCCAGGGAAAACCUUAUGGAAUACCUCAUAGCUCAUCGCAGUCAGCAUCAGAGCCGAUCGCACAAUGGACGAUAUUUCACUGCUGCUUCGCUUUGCUUGAGCAACAGCGUCGAUUGUUGGAUGGUCUGGAUGUGGAUGAGAUGCCAUUUUACGAUAUCGAUCAAAGCAUUAUUCAACGUAUUUUGAGCAAAAAAACUAACGGGCUCUUUUUAAAAUGCCCUGUUGUAGAUGGCGAAACAGAAGUGGAUCUACUGGUUCCGGUUGAAAGUGCUCUCAACAGUGAUCCCCGGGUAUUCAGAGCGAAAGGCAUUGACAGUUUGCCGGCCAUCGGUAUUCAGCGCGGAGUGGAGAUCGCCGUUCCGUACCGGCUGUACCUGCCACGCCGCUUCUUCCCUCAGUUCUCAUUGUUGGCGUCAGUGAAGCCGAUGGAUCGUCGUGGGGGCUAUUUGUUCGCCAUCGUCAAUCCCUACGAUACAUUAGUCGACGUGGGCGUACUGCUCGAGCCUGCAGGAUCGGGUCAGACGAACAUCUCGCUGAUCUACUCGUCUCGCCGCGACGCAACGUCGCACGCGAUUGCUUCGUUCGUCGUGCCCGAGUUUGUGCAGCAGUGGACGCAGAUCGCUUUUGAGGUGAACAAGGACUCGGUCACACUCUACUUCAAGUGUAUUCGCUUCGCUGAACGUGAGGUAGGUCAUAGACAUAGAGAAAUCGUCGUUUAUUAA